AUGGCCCUGGUCCGUCAUGAUCCCCAGGAGGCAUUGCUGUAUGCCUUGAAUGACCUUGAGGAGAAAAGCUUCAAGACAUUAAAGUUCUACUUGCAGCACAUGACCCUGCCUGAUGGUCAUCGGAAGCUGGCCCGAGGGGAACUGGAAGGCCUCCAUCCGGUGGACCUGGCAUCUCGCCUCAUUGAAAUGUAUGGAGCCCACAAGGCUGUGAAAGUGGUGCUUCAGGGCUUGAAAAAGAUGAACCUGUUGGAACUUGUGGACAUGCUCAGUCUUGUUUGUCUGAAUGAUUACAGAGAAAUAUACCGAGAGCAUGUGCGCUGCCUAGAGGAGAAACAAGAGGGAGUCAAUGGCAGCAUCCACCAACUGCUCCUGAUGGCCAAGCCCAGUUCAGAGAGCUCAGAAUCACUUACUUGCCCUAUCCUGGAGCAGGAGGUCAUGGUGAAAGAUCUGUUUGGUUCAGGGGAAAAGCCCCACAAGUCCACAGUGGUGCUGCAGGGGUCUUCUGGCACUGGAAAGACAACACUGGAGAAAAUGGUACAGGACUGGGCCACUGGUACCCUGUUCAUAGGCCAAUUUGAUUAUGUCUUUUAUGUGAGCUGUAGGGAAGUGGUUCUGCUGCUGGAGGGCGAGCUGGACCAGCUCCUUUUCUGGUGUUGUGGGAAUGAUAAAGCACCUGUUGAAGAGAUUCUGAAGCAGCCAGAGCAGCUCCUGUUUAUCCUGGAUGGCUAUGAUGAGCUGCAGAGACCCUUUGCUGAGAGAUUGAUGAGGCCAAUGUCAAGUCCCAUGGAGGACCUGUUGCAUAGUCUAAUUAGGAAAAAGAAACUUUCUAAGUCCUUCCUUUUGAUCACAACUCGGCCCCUGGCUUUGCAGAAUCUGGAGCGCUUGCUGGAGCAACCACACCAUGUCUGUAUCCUAGGCUUCUCUGAAGAGGAGAAGAGAAGGUAUUUCAGCUCCUAUUUCAUGGAUGAAGAGCAAGCCAGAAAUGCCCUUGGCAUUGUACAAAGAAAUGAUGUUCUCUAUGAGGCAUGCAAAGUCCCAGGCAUUUGCUGGAUGGUCUGCUCCUGGCUCAAGGGACAGAUGGAGAGAGACAAGGUAGUCUCAGACAUACCCAGUAACAUUGCUGAAAUCUACAUAGCUUAUGUGUCUACCUUCCUGCCACCCUUGGCAGCUGAGGGAAUCCAGGACCAGAAGUUCCUGUUUGAAGAAGAAUACCUCAGGAAGCACAAUUUCGAUGGGUCCUGCCUUGCUGCUUUCCUGAGCAGCAGUGAUUACCAAGAGGGGUGUCACAUCAAGAAGUUCUACAGCUUCCGCCAUACUAGCCUCCAGGAAUUUUUUUAUGCCAUGUCCCACCUGGUGAAACAGGAACAUGGCAAGCUGAAGAAGGAGUCCCGCAGGGAAUUAGAAAAGCUUCUGGAUACAAAGAAUGAGGAUAUGACCCUCAGUAUGCAGUUUUUAUUGGACAUAUUGAAAAACGGGAGCUUCUCAAAAUUGGAGCUAAAGUUCUGCUUCAAAAUUUCUUCCUGUAUGUUGUAGGAGCUGAAGUAUUUUAAAAAACAGCUGGAAUGUAUAAAGCAUAGGAGCACCUGGGACUUGGAAUUCUCCUGGUGUAGGUCUACAAUCAAGAACCUAGUGAAGGGUGUUCAGAUGACUGACGUAUCACUUAAGUUGGCACGUUCAGAUGUAGGGCAAGUCCACACAAGGCCCUCAUUUUCUAUCAAAAACAGCUUGAGAAAAGGGCUGGAAGAGGAGCAAAAAAGUCCUCUUGUGGGCAAAGAAAAUAUAGCAGGAACACAAAAAGGGGCUUCUAAUGGAAAAGACAAAGGGACAAAGGAACUAGAAGUAAGGAACUUAGGAACAGUUGAAUAG
Orycteropus afer afer is the source of this 1866-nucleotide messenger RNA. It is a transcript of the gene NLRP10, whose product is annotated as NLR family pyrin domain containing 10. The record is from RefSeq and is a predicted model, not a curated record. Gene Ontology annotation, biological process: positive regulation of inflammatory response. Gene Ontology annotation, cellular component: cytoplasm. NCBI's taxonomy places the organism in Eukaryota, Metazoa, Chordata, Mammalia, Tubulidentata, Orycteropodidae.